AUGAUGUGGACAGUGCCUUUAAUUUUGGUCUCAUGUUAUUUAACGAAAGCAGACUAUGAUGCGAGAUGUGGUGACGAUUCUAAAACUGGAUUGACAUUGGAUGUUUCUACUGAUGGUGUUGAAGGACGAUAUAGUGUGGAGUGGUGCACGGCGGCGGAUAGAAAUGUUACGGCAUGGGAGCUAGUAAUGCGUUAUGAUGAUCGGCCAAAAGAAAAUUGUACUGAUUAUGAUAUUUUCUCGCCAGGAUUGUUCCACUCACGCUUCAUUGAACCUAUCACACUUAACAUAAAUUGUACCAAUGUAUGCUUCACCAAGUACUUGGAUCUAAUAUUCAAUGGCACCUGUUACUACAUUAAGACAUGGCUUAGGCGAGAAACAACUUAUGUUUCUGAUGACAUAUUCCAUUACAUCACAAACCCAUACAAUAAAGAGCAUUUCACUGAAAACCAAGUAUACUUCUCUUCUAUUACUAUUGAUGACGAGAUAGUGUUGCAGCUGCACCCGGGAUACAUUCCCAUUACCAAAUAUGAAAUGGAGCUGCACAACGAAAAUGAUACGUGGGAGGAGGACAUCACGCGCAACUGCAGCGCGUCGGCGUCGGGCGUGCGCUGCGCGGUGCGCGCGCCGCUCGACUGCUACGUGGCGAGGUUCCGCCACCGCACGCCGUGGCUCCCGCUCUUCAACGGCUCGCUCAACUACGAGUACCUUUUCUGCCACAACGUGACGCGCGCGCCGCGCGUGGCGGGCGCGGGCGCGGACGCGGCGCGCUGGGCGGCGGGCGGCGGCGCGGCGGCGGCGCUGCUGGCGGCGCUGCUGGCGGCCGCGUGGCGCGCGCGCCGCGCCGCCGCCCGCCGCCAGCGCGUGCUGUGGGACUGGCUCGCCAGGAGGGAGCCGCCAUUCGCAGCGGAGUGCAAGGCGGCGGCGGCGGGGGUGGCGGUGGGGGCGGAGGGCGCGGAGGAGGAGGAGGGCGCGGCGGUGGUGGUGCUGCUGUACGCGCGCGACUGCGCCGCGCUCAUGCGCGUGGCGGCGUGCCUGCGCGCGCUGCUGCAGGACGCCACCGGCUGCCAGGUGGUGGACUUGUACUCGGCCUCGGCGGUGGCGGCGGCGGCGGGCGGCGCGGCGCGCUGGCUGCGCGCGCUGCUGCGGCGGCCGCGCGCGCGCCUGCUGCUGCUGCAGACGCCGGCCGCCGCCGCGCUGCACGCGCCCGCGCCCGCGCUGCGCGACCGCGCGCCGCCGCAGCUGCCCACGCUGAGCGCGCCGCUGCUGGGCGCGCGCGCGGCGUACCGGCGCCCGCACGCCGGCGACGCCGCCUUCGCGCUGGCGCUGCGCCUGCUGGCGGAGACCGCGCACGUGCACCCGCAGCCCUACCGCAAGUUCUACGUCGCUGAGAUGGCGGGGCUGCCGGCGGAGGUGGCGCGCGGCGUGACGCCGCUGCGGCGCUACGUGCUGCCCGCCGCCGCGCCCGCGCUGCUGCGCGACCUGGCCGCGCCCGCGCCCGCCCCCCCGCCGCCCUGCGCGCGCUGGCCGCCGCGGCGGGGGAGCUGCGCGCCUUCGUGCGCGACCACCCGCGCUACCUGGACGACGAGCUCAUCUUCAUGUGACCGCCCGGCGGUGGUGCGGCUGUGGUGUGUG
Molecule: messenger RNA, 1632 nt
Organism: Brenthis ino (lesser marbled fritillary)
Lineage: Eukaryota; Metazoa; Arthropoda; Insecta; Lepidoptera; Nymphalidae
Source: the annotation of a GenBank genome assembly